Molecule: messenger RNA, 2319 nt
Organism: Penicillium subrubescens
Lineage: Eukaryota; Fungi; Ascomycota; Eurotiomycetes; Eurotiales; Aspergillaceae
Product: glycosyltransferase family 2 protein
Exons: 3
Coding region: 1-2319 (772 amino acids)
Source: RefSeq, a predicted model, not a curated record
AUGAGCGGACACUAUGGCGGGCAACCCUAUGCCGCUCAGUAUAACGAGCAGUAUGUCACCAACCCGUAUACUCACCAGGAACCAGAGGAAAUGGUCGAGUUAAAUAGCCCUCGGGCGUAUCGCAGCCCUGGAGGCGUCGACCAGCAAGAAGCCAACUUCGACUUUCACUUUCAAGAACAUCCUUCUCCUAGGCCAGCUGUGAUUCCGUAUAGGCCGGGUUUGGGACACAACCCGCCAGACUAUACUUCUUCGCCGGGUCUUUUCCCCACUCCUCGCACAUCAUAUGGUCCCGAUUCGUUUGCCAAUACACCUUACGAGUCUCGCUCGGCUUCUCCUACCUUGUACCACCAUUCUCAGGUCCAGAGCUCCGCCAGUCUCGGUCGUACUCCUCUCGUGACCACUCCGGCCUCACCGGGAUACGCAAAGGACUGGGUUCAGUCGGGAUCCAUCGCUCGUAUCAGUGAUCGCGAUGAUAUCGAUACCUGGAAAGGCUGGAAGCGAAUUGUGUUCAAGUUCACCCCGUUCCUGACCUUUGCCAAUACCGGACUUUACUUGUUCUAUCUGGGUCUGCGAAUCUACUGUAUCGUCUCGGCACAGAAUGCUGCGGGCGUCAGCUAUGCCGGAGCAUGGGUGUUCGUCGCCAUUGAAAUUGCCGUUAUGAUUCCUUCUCUCAUGCACAACUGCUGGACUAUGAUGGCUAUGAAGAAGCGAGGCCGGCCUAAGUUGCGGUUGACUGGCAACGACUGCCCGACGGUCGAUGUAUUCAUCACCUGCUGUGGCGAAGAAGACGAGGUCGUCCUUGAUACUGUCCGUGGUGCAAUCGAUCAGGAUUAUCCCUUUGACCGAUUCCGCGUGAUUGUCCUCGACGAUGGCAGGUCCGCGUCCCUGGAGGAUUCUGUCAACAACCUGGCAAUCACCCACCCGAAUUUGUACUACAUGGCCCGCGAGAAAAUCCCAGGCAAACCUCACCACUUCAAGGCCGGUAACCUCAACUAUGGUUUGGAUCAGACACUGGCAUUGCCCGGUGGAGCCGGCCAGUUCAUGGCCGCUCUGGACGCAGACAUGAUCCCCGAACAACAGUGGCUCCGUGCCGUGGUCCCACACCUGCUCGCCGAUCCCAAGAUGGCCCUUGCUUGCCCUCCCCAGCUUUUCUACAACACCCCUGCGUCAGACCCUCUUGCGCAAAGUCUGGAUUUCUUUGUGCAUGUAAUUGAGCCGAUCAAGGACGCGCUCGGUGUCGCCUGGUGUACCGGUUCCGGCUAUGUUGUUCGACGCGAGGCUCUCGAUCAAAUUGGCAAUUUCCCCCUGGGCUCGUUGGCCGAGGAUGUCGCGACUUCGACUCUGAUGCUUGGUAAGGGAUGGAAGACCGCGUACAUCCACGAGCCGUUGCAGUUUGGAACCGUGCCUGAGGAUUAUGGUGGUCACUUGAAGCAGCGUACUCGCUGGGCUAUCGGCACUGUGGACACGGCCUUCAAGUUGAAGUUCUGUCUGUGGGGUGACGCAGUCCGUAAGAUGACGAUUGCUCAGCGGUUCUCUGGUUUCUUGUAUGCCACGCUGAGCUUGUAUACUCUUCUGCUUACUGCGUCGCUCUUUGCUAUUCCCGUGAUCCUGUUGUGGGGUAAGCAGCUUGUUGCCUACGCGAACCAGGACCAGCUACACUGGUUGAUCUGGGCUUGUUUCGCGUCGACGCUCGCCAAUCGCCUGUGCGAAUUCGCAUUGUUCAUUCCUGCUGGCUACCACACCGGCCAGCGUGGAUCUCGCUAUCAACUCUGGAUGUCCCCAUACAUCGCCCUCUGCAUCGUCCGCUCAUUCAUGCUCCCCUCCUGGCUCGGCGGCCAAGCCCAGGCCUUCAAGCCAACCGGAUCGCUCGGCUCCGCCCUGAACGAGCGCGACCCCAAGCUGCGAAAGAACCUAUUCGUUCGUCUCCGCGUGAUCCUAUUCAAUUUCAUGGCCCUCUUCCACUUUGCCUUCGUCUACGUGACGCUUGUCGCAGUCGUCAUCUCCACAUACCGCUGUUUCGCCGUGGAGAACAGCUUCAAGGGAGUUGUCAUUUGCUUGAUCACCCACGCCUUCUGGCCUCCUCUGACUUUCCUUUUCCUGUGCACUUCGCUGUGGACUCCGGUUUCGUACGCGAUUGAUCCGCCAUCGAUGCCGGAGCGCGAGGAACUCUUGACGCGUGAUCCCAAGACAGGCGUCGCUCACCCGACCAAGAAGAGCAAGAAGAUUGCAUUUGGUGGCCAAGCUGCCUGGUUUGAACUGGAGUACACGGUUGCCACUGCUGCUACUAUUCUGAUUUUUGUUUACUCUUUCUUCUUUUAG